Molecule: messenger RNA, 4079 nt
Organism: Magallana angulata
Lineage: Eukaryota; Metazoa; Mollusca; Bivalvia; Ostreida; Ostreidae
Exons: 31
Coding region: 264-3794 (1176 amino acids)
Source: RefSeq, a predicted model, not a curated record
GUGGACAAAUUGUUUACAUGAGAAACGAGUUGAGAAAGAUAUCUAAAUUCGUUUCUAUUUGACUAAAAGACAGUCCGAAGAUGGAUUGAUUAAAUAUUAACUCAAAAUAAUGUCGAGACAAACAACUUCACAGUCACAGAUAAUAUUGACUGUUGAGAGGAAGCCAGCGUAGUAAUGUUCCAUCUAGAGCACAGUCACAAGGGAGGGAGGAACCUAUAGACAGGCGAACAUACAUUCCUCCCGAUGGAUAUGAUACAGAUGCCAUGAAGCAAUUCAGAUCAUACUUGGCAGAAACAGGUGUAGAGGAAACCUUCAAGAAAAUGGUCAAGUUGCUGCUGAACCGACCCACCCUUCCUUACAAUCCCUACCCAGGGUUUGUCCUGAGAUUCAGACAGUUUGCAGAAAAAUUUCACAUGGAACAGGAAUCCAUAGAAAAGAUCCAACAAUCUCUAAGAAAUGCUCUACAGGAGACCUACAUACCUAACCUGUUUUGUGUGAAGGGACAUGACACAGUGUGGGGUUUGUCCAGCAUCCUGAGGGCUGUGAAUCCGUCAUCUCUGGAGAAAUAUCAGUGGCUGAUGGAUGACCUCACCCCCCACCCAGAGGACAUCAUGUCCACACAGGAUUACUCAAAUCAAGUGAUGUUAGCAUUGGUUGGUCCAGCAGUGUUUGAUGGAACAUUCUAUCCUUAUGUACAUAACAUACAGAUCAGAAUGGAGCAUUUGGUCACCGGUCCAGACGUUAAGGAGGGAGUGGCUGUCUUUGUGAACAGUGUAAUGGCUUACAUUGAUUCUAUGUACUCCAACCCUCGACACCUGAUCCUAGGCGUGAAUAUACCAGAUAUUGAUGAGGAAUACCCAGAUAUCACAGUGUAUGAUCUAUGGGACCCAGAUAAAAUUCAAGAGGAAAAGGAGGAGUUUCUACAAGUUUUGAGUGACACUGUGAUUGGAAACAAGUAUAUUUGUAUGGAAUGUAUAUUAAAAGCUGAUCCUUACUACCCAAAGUACAUCAGAGCACAAGUUCAGUUUGGUCUCAACUUCAUUGAAAUCAGCGAAGAGAAUGUGGAAGAGGGACUUGUCAGUUUCUGUGAGUUUCCAAUGGCUUGUUUACACGAAGGAGUGUUCCUGAGCAGGUCCCAUGCAGAGCAGUACAUCUCCAUUUUCUCUCCACAAGUGGAUCCGUUCCAGAGGGAUGGACCAAGAUCAGCUUUGGGACAGCCCCCUGGGGCAGACAAACUGGAGAUUGGUGGUCCAAGGAGUAUGAGUCGACAGAGUAAGAACCGCCAGCCCACCUCUGCUCAGGACCAGGGCAUCAGAAACAUCAAGCGCCACAUGUAUGACAGAACCACCCACAUCAUGCCCAGGAAAGUCCGGAUUGACGGCUUCCGAAUCGGAGACGAAAAUAGCUAUGGUCCCUAUGCUUGGCAGAUUACUACUCCAAUCAAGUCACACUUCCAGAAGAGGAUAGCGGGCCAUCAUAUGCACGCGGAGCUGUGUGACGCAGUGUACUGUGCCAUCAUACUCCUUCUGCUGGACAGAGAUUCCUACGCACAGGAGCUUCCAUUUGAGUUGUUCCGACUCCUACACAGUACUGUGGGGCUGUUGUACUUACUGAUGGAGCAGAAUAAGUCAGUGCGCUACAUGGUGAAGGGUUUCUCCAAUACAAGUCAGCUUCAAGUUAUCCGAGAAUACCUUGCUCUCUACAGAGAAGCAGUGGUGCAUUUGUUCCAGAGUUCACUAAACGACAGAAGCCUGGAACAAAAGACGGCUGGGAAGAUCAUUGUGGCCCAGGUGGAGGAUUUCCUGCCGGGGGAGGGGAUGUCCUUUGAAUCAGUUCUAGAUGUCCAAAUGGCUCUGAAGACAUUAAAGGACAUCAACUGGUACUGUCUAACAUUGUCCAUACAGUUAGCAGAAGACUCUCUCAGCCAGACCCCAGUGCUAAAGGAGGUGAUGAUUGCCAUGAAGAACACAUUUCCCAAGGUCAUUCCUCAACCUUUGACCCGUCAUAGACAAAGGCGUGACCCAACGGGUACAGAGAUGGACGCCGAUGUUUCCCAUGGACUGGAGCAUGAACAUAUGAAAGAUCUACUGCAUGAAAAACUCAUUAUUGAUGUAAACAACAGUAUGGAAAGUGGAGAUUACAGCAAAACUAUAGCAAAAGAAGCAAUUCUCAUCCAGUACAUGCUGGACACUCAUCUAGAUGGGGUGUGGAAGGAGUAUUUACUGGAGAUAGCCAGAGCACAGUUCUUUCCCCCCAACCCCUACCCCAGACUUGUCUCUCUCCUCAGACAGCAGGCCAUGAGAAUGGACCUAUUUUUUGAGAAGCCAGAGCAGACAGAAGCUGUGUUACUGGCCACAGAGCUAAAGAUGGAAGAUCCAGAAAAUUUUAUCUACACAAUCAAUGGAGUCGAUGCAUAUGGGACAUCCAGUGCUGUACGAGUGUUGGACACUGGAGCUUUCAUACCACUGAGCCAGAUUAUUCAGCUCUUUGUUCAACAAGACUACAUUCAAAGGAAAGGAACCUACAGGGCAGGGAUCUGCCUGGCCCUGAGUGGACCCAGUAUUCUGUACGGGAAGAUGCAGCCAUUCCUAAAUGAAGUUGAACUGCAUGAGCACUAUUACAUACAGGGACCCCCAGGCUGUUCCGGGGAUGGCAUACAACUCUUCGCUAUGAUGGUGUAUAACCAUGUACAUGACAUGGUGAUGAAGAACACCAUCCCGGUGGUGGGGGUAUUUUUCGGGGAGAUGAAGUGGUCCUGGGAGGAGGUGGUGACCAGAAAGCAGGCCUUUAUGGACAUGUUAGUGGGGGCCACCUCUAGGAGUGAGCCUGUCUUCUUAAAGGCAUUCAUUCUGAUGGACCACUGGAGAUAUAUCCCUGUGAGGAAGUACUUCUUACUUCACUUUAUCACAGAUGAUGAGCUAGAUGCUGAGAUCUUUUACCCUGAUAACCCUGUAGCCUUUUAUCAGAGUGUUUUUCUUUCAAGAGACAGGGCAGCCUUCCACUAUCAGAAUGGGGGACCGACCAAUGGCGGCGACCCAAUGAAUGCAACCAAUGUCCGACAGGCCCAGCAGUUCCUGGAUAGAAUGAUCUCUGUCUCCAAGGAUCGCUGCGAUUGGAUGACCGUUCACCGAGGGCUGCUGCUUAAAAGCCUGAUGAAUCAGGAUAAGGUGCACCUUGUAGAGUCAUGGAGAAUGUUACAUAGCAUGGCCGCCCAGAUAGAGUAUGUUAUAGGGAUGCUGGACUCCCUGCAGGACCUUCUGGUCAUCACGAUGGAGUCUCUGGAGUACGCAAACAGAAACAGCAGCCGUGGGGCCACAGGCAACAGCCAGAGGACCAAGAGUCGAACACCCCGCCAACUAGGGGUCAUUCCUGACUUUGAGUGUACGGUAGAUGAAGCCAUUUUUGGGCGGAUGACCAUGGUCAUGCAUAAAAAGUUAGUGGAGGUCACUCAGGCGCGGAUCUUCAUGACUGGCACCCCCCUCACUGAGUUCCUAAAGGCCAAACUAAAGACCUGCAUCGAGGAAGACCCACGACUGGAUAAUUUCUACCUGGCUUUUAAUACAGAGUCUCUUUUCCGACUGGAGGAAGUGAAACACAUGUUGCGUUUUGUGCAAGAUAGUUUAGCAGCAGAUGUUCACCACAUUUCUCCUAAUGCUAUUUCCGCAACAGAGAACCUUGCUCCUGACGAAAUUCUUCAAGGGCGACCCAGUUCUGUGGUGUCCUACAUGCUCAAUGACCCAUAUGUGUACCGUCAGCGACCCCAGGCUCAGAUGAUGCAGACCAUUCUAGAAUGACCUGACCAGUUCAGCUGACAUUGAAGAAAGCUUCCAAUUCGUCUUGGACUUUUGGCAUUUCUUCUAGAUCUCUAGUGGAUACAUGUGUAUUGUAGAGGACAAAUAUACAUUAGUAGAGAAACAAACAGAGGAAAUCCUUCUAAUGUGAACCCUAAAGUGAUAGGAGUUACCAAGGUCCUUCCUUGAGACAUCAACACAUUACUGGUGAACUUCUAUUGCCGGUUUUCUCUAGAUGUCCAGUAUUACUAUAUGACGAAUACUCAUACCUUGCUCAGCUUCAUAAAA